AUGACUACCCCCUUGCCGACCGAGGAUCGCCCGGAAGAGGCUUCCACCGUCAUCGCGCCGACCACACAAGAAUCUCAGACCCAAAACACCAAUCCCGUAGCCACACCACCGGAAGCAGUGCCCGCACCAGCACCAGCACCUGUACAACCACAAAAAGCAGCUGCUGAAGAUGACGAAGACUCAGAUUUCGAUGAGCUAGAUGACGUUCUCGACGACUUCAACAAACCCAAACCCGCCCCUCCUGCAAACCCACCCACCAUCGCAAACCCCUCGACAGGAAUCGCGCCCGCAGACUUCGACGAAGAUGCCUUCCUCAAGCAACUGGAACAAGACAUGGCGAGCAUGAUGGGACCAAGCGGGAACGCAACAAGCUCCGACCCCAACUUCCAAGCAACAGUCGACCAAGGCGCGGACGUAUUCGCAAAACAGCUCGAGGAGAGCGGGAUCGCGCCAGGCGAUUUCCUCAAACAGCUUCUCGCCGACGUAAUGGCCGAGGAGGGCGGUGCUGGACCUUCAGCGGAGAAUCUCGCAGCUGCCGCUGCCGCGGCUGGAAUCUCUGCUCCUACUCAGACAUCAUCUACUCCGGCUGCGGCUGCAGGCGAACAACCCGACUCAUUCAACGACGCCAUCAAGCGCACAAUGGGGCGGAUGAAAGAAAGUGGUGAUAAAGCUACCGCUGCUGUAAAUGAAGAUGAUAUCUCCGAUGAUAUGCUAGCGCAACUACUUAAGGCUGUUGAGGCGGGUGCAUCGGGUGCUGGUGAAGACGGAGAUCUGUCGAAGAUGUUCAUGGGUAUGAUGGAGCAGCUGUCUAACAAGGAGAUGUUGUAUGAGCCGAUGAAGGAAUUGGAUGUUAAGUUCGGGCCGUGGAUUGAGAAGAAUAAGGGUAGUGGGAAGGUUUCCGCUGAGGAUAUGGAGCGGUUCGAGACGCAGGCGCGUGUUGUUAAGCAGAUUGUGGCGAAGUUCGAGGAGAAGGGAUUCUCGGAUGAUGAUCCUAAGUGUCGGGAGUAUGUGUGGGAGAGGAUGCAGGAGAUGCAAGCGGCUGGAAGUCCACCUGAGGAACUAGUCUCGAAUCCCCUCAUGGAUGACCUGGGAAGUGCUGGAGCUGGCGUGCCUGAUUGCCCGCAGCAGUGA
This is a messenger RNA of Penicillium griseofulvum, 1131 nucleotides long. It is a transcript of the gene pex19, whose product is annotated as putative peroxisomal membrane protein receptor Pex19. The coding region runs from base 1 to 1131 and encodes 376 amino acids. Gene Ontology annotation, cellular component: peroxisome; peroxisomal membrane. The record is from RefSeq and is a predicted model, not a curated record. Lineage: Eukaryota; Fungi; Ascomycota; Eurotiomycetes; Eurotiales; Aspergillaceae. Gene Ontology annotation, biological process: protein import into peroxisome membrane. The transcript has 3 exons.